UCAAAAGUCAGCUUCCUUUUGCUCUCCGCUGGUGGCAGAUGCGCAGCUGGUUGGUCCUAAGCAGGUUGGUGUUGGAGGGAGAAAGCCGGCACUGCUUAGCAUCUUUGUUGGCUUGGGGCGGAGGAUGCUCAAAGGAUUUGGAGGAAGAGGUUGGGAGUAGAGUUGUGUGGAUUAUUGGUGGAAGAACAUGAUAUGAGGUGCCAGAUGCUUCACCAGCCACCGCCCAGCGCCCCUUGGAGAAGAGAGGGUGAAGAGGGCGCGGGGGCGGGGGCCGCCCUGCAGCGCAAGGAGCGCGUGGUGGCCAGGGGGCUGUCUCUUUAAGCGCUCCGGAGGGGCUGGGGCCAGAGGGCGGCGAGCGCGUUGCCAUGGCACCAGGGCUGCGGGGGCUGCAGGACCGCUAUGCUCGCUGGUCUCUAGUUGUCUCGGGUAAUGCAGGGGCUGUGCAGCUCUUGGGCUACAGCGCCUGGGGUUGGCUUGGCCGGCCACAACUAGCGCUCGCUCUCUGUUGCCUGUGUCGCCCGCUGGGGUCGAGCUGCUGCCGCACCCUUCGAAGCAAGACGCACGUCCGCGGUCCUCAAGAGCGAGGCGGCACUUGCAACUUCUGCCUGGCGAGCCCAACUUCUGCGCGGGAUUCGGACUUGAAGAUUCCGAGCGGCGCACCGCGCGCAGUUGGGGCGGUGGUCCCGCUAGCUCAGCAUCACCGAGAUGACCUCCCCACUGUGGUUCUGGUGCUUCUGCCUCUGGGCGGCGGACCACUGGCCACCAGGAAGCGCCCUGCAGCUCCAGCCCGGCAUGCCAAAUGUUUGCAGAGAGGAACAGCUGACCGUGAUAGGCCUGUCACGCCCAUGCACCCGAGCUUUCAUAGACACCAUUAAGUUCUGGAAACAAGGUUGUAUAGGCCCACGGCGGUGUGUGGCUUACAAAAGAAGGACCCGCUACUACACUGUCUACAAGCAGGUGUAUACCACAGAACACCAGAUAGUCUUCAGGUGCUGCCCUGGUUGGAGCCGAUGGGACGAUGAACCAGGCUGCCUCUCCUCUGUGUCUUCUCUGGGAACCCAUUUCAGUGGAAGGCGGUGCUCAGAUGGUGAUGAUCAACGGUGCCUCUGCUCACAAGGGUUUCAUGGACCCCACUGUCAAUAUGAUAUAAAUGAAUGUGCUGUUGACAAUGGUGGCUGUCAAGAUCAGUGCUGCAAUACAAUUGGCAGUUAUUUCUGCAGAUGUCAAGCUGGCCUAAAGCUGGAGGAAGAUGGCAGAGGAUGUGAAGACAUCGAUGAAUGUGCAGUGGUGAAUGGGGGCUGCCAGCAGCGCUGUAUUAACACUCUGGGCACCUUCCACUGUGUGUGUGAUACAGGGUACAGACGCCAUGCUGACGGACGCACCUGCAUAAAGACAGACCCCUGCACAGGUGGGAAUGGAUGUGCUCACCUAUGUCAAAGUGAGAAUGGCGUGGCCAGGUGUACCUGCCAUGCUGGGUACCAGCUGUCUAAAGACAAAAAGGCCUGCAAAGACAUAAAUGAGUGUGAUGAAGAACUUGCUCCCUGUGCUCAUCGCUGUGUGAAUUCAGAGGGGUCGUUCACUUGUGCCUGCCACCCUGGCUUUGAGCUAGGAGCUGAUGGAAAACAUUGUUACAGAAUUGAGUUAGAAAUUGUAAAUGUCUGUGAAAAGAACAAUGGUGGUUGUUCUCAUCACUGUGAACCUGCCAUUGGUGGACCCCAUUGUUCCUGUAACCACGGACAUCAGCUCGACACAGAUGAGAAAACAUGCAUAGACUUUGAUGAAUGUGAAAGCGGAGAUGCCUGCUGUGCUCAGCUCUGCAUCAACUAUUCAGGAGGCUACCAGUGUGGCUGUCAGGAAGGCUUUCAGAUCAGUUCCGAUGGUUGUGGAUGUGAUGAUGUGGAUGAGUGCUUGGAUGUCAAUGUGGACUGUAGCCAGCUGUGCAUCAACUCUGUGGGGACAUAUGACUGUGCCUGUGAAGAAGGCUACAGAAUCGGAAGUGAUGGAAGAACCUGUCUCGAUGAUGAACAGCUAGAGGAGGAAGAAGAGGAGCUAGACAUCCUGAGGUUUCCAGGCCAUCUGGUUCAAAACCCACCUCAGCCGUUCCCUUAUCUUGACCCCUCUCUGAUUGCUUCAUAUGAAGAUGAAGACAAUAAUGAAGAAGAGCAGGAAGCAGAAGAGUUCCAACAGCUGACAGCCUUACACAGAGUGGUCUGUUUAGAUGGCACCUUUGGCCUGGACUGCAGCUUGAGCUGUGAGGACUGCAUGAAUGGAGGGAGGUGUCACGAAAGAACGAGCAGGUGCUUCUGCCCAGAAGGCUGGACUGGCAUUCUUUGCAAUGAAAGCAACACCUUAAGAACUGGUGUGGACAAACAAGCUCCUUUGGCUUUUUCCGAGGAUGCCAGAAGAAGGGAGUGCAGGGGCAUCUGCAAUUGUUGGACCGGAGGCACCUGUGAUCCUCAGACUGGACAGUGCCAAUGCCCCCCAGGGGUCUAUGGGAAAGUUUGUGAAGAAGGAUGCCUGAAAGGGUUCUUUGGAAAGAAUUGCAAAAGAAAAUGUCACUGUGCCAACAAUGGCCAUUGCCACAGGGUAUAUGGUGCCUGCAAAUGUGACCUAGGGCGCUAUGGAAGAUUCUGUCAUCUCAGCUGUCCCAGGGGGACCUAUGGAGCUAGCUGUUCUUUGGAAUGUCAGUGUGUGGAGGAGAACACCCUGGAAUGCAGUGCCAAAAAUGGUAGUUGCACCUGCAAAUCUGGUUACCAAGGCAACAGAUGCCAGGAAGCCUGUCCUGAUGGCCUCUGGGGACCAGAAUGCCAGUUUUCCUGUGGACUCUGUGAAAAUGGAGGUCAUUGCAAUGGAAACUCUGGAAACUGUGACUGUGCUCCUGGUUACACAGGGAAAUCCUGUACCAUGUUCUGCCCGCCAGGCACAUAUGGGAAAGACUGUAACCAGGUAUGUCAGUGUUCAGCAACUGAGGACUGUCAUCCAGUCACUGGAAGAUGUUCCUGUCUGCCUGGCUACCAUGGAAACCACUGUCAGCUCCGGUGCCCAAAAGACACUUAUGGUCCAAAUUGCCAAGAAACAUGUAAGUGCCUGAACGGAGGUCAGUGUGAGAGCAUGCGUGGUACCUGCAGCUGUCCUCCUGGCUUCAUCGGGGCGGACUGCAGUCAAACUUGUCCUGGAGAUAAUUAUGGGCAGGAUUGUGCCCAGCGGUGUUCCUGUGGCUCAGGAAAGUGUGACUCAGUGACAGGAAGGUGUCAUUGUCCACCUGGCCUGAUGGGAUCAAGGUGUCAGCAAGGUUGUCCCCAGACAAGAUAUGGCACCAAUUGUGACCUCGAAUGUCCGUGUAAAAAUGGUGGACUCUGCAAUCCUGUGGAUGGGAGCUGCUCCUGUGGCCUCGGGUGGACCGGGGAUCACUGUGAGAAAGUGUGUUCUUCUGGUAAUUAUGGCCCAGACUGCAAAUUCAAGUGCUCAUGUCAGAAUGGUGGGAUUUGCAGCAGGCUUUCUGGAGGCUGUGAGUGCCCCAGCGGGUACUAUGGACAAAGCUGUGAACAUGAAUGUCCUCCCGGAUUUCAUGGCUUUAAUUGUGUUCACACCUGUGACUGCCAAAAUGGAGCCAGUUGUGAUGUAGCAAAAGGACAGUGUGUUUGCCCAGCAGGUUUCCAUGGCAACCAUUGUGAACAAGAAUGUCCACCUGGAAUGUUUGGGGACAAUUGUCAUCAACCUUGUGACUGUGAAGGAGAAAGUUCUUGCCAUCCAAUCACAGGAAAAUGUCUUUGCCCACCAGGGAGGACAGGAGCCAAAUGUGAAACAGAAUGUAAGGCAGGCCACUAUGGACCAGACUGCCUGCUGCUCUGUGAAUGCUCCCAGGGAGCGCUCUGCAACCCUGUGAAUGGCAGCUGUGCUUGCCCCAGGAGGAGAAUGGGCCCAACCUGUAAGGAGACCGCCUUGGAUGCUGCACAGCCAGAGACCCACAGUUCUUCUGAAGUCAGCACUCGGGAAAAACGAGGACAGAGCUGAGAGAGGUCAAGACCUGGCUGACUGUGGAUGCCCCAUUCCCGUAAUUCAGGAACAGAUUGAAAUAGCCUUACAAUCCAAAUUACUCAUCAUUUCCAACAGCUCCUAGUCAUUUGUAUUUUGUUUUGGUUCUCAAGGAGUUUACAUAUGCAUUUUUACUUUCAGAAUCCUGGCUAAUUCACAUUAGUAAAUAGUAACUUUGUUGAGUGAAAAUACUGUUCACUUUGUCCAAGAAUUUUCAGAAUAAAAACAAAGACUAUUGAAAUUAGAUGACUAGACUUUAUUUGUGUAAAAUGACUAGAGUGGCUUUUAAAAAUCAAAACUGAUUUUGGAUAAAAUUGCUGGAAAAUUUUAUGAAAAGUACUUGCUGUUGUGAGUUCAGUGGAGUCAUUAGUUUGUAUGUAGCCUUGACCUCAGCACUCUUGUCUUUCCUGUCGUUCUGGGAAGGACAGCCAGGGCCUUUUCCAUGUACUUUGCGGCUGAACCACUGCUUUCCCCCUUCCUCAGCACACUGAACACGUGUAGGACAUAUCUGCUGAAGGAAGGUGUGGCAAACUGAAUGUUCCUGGAUGAUAUAGAGGAUUUAAUGAGCUCUGACUCUUAAGACAUUCUCUAUAAAUUUAAUUUGACUCUAAAAAGGACACAUUCAACUUAUUUUCUGUUUUCUCCAUACUAGCAACCAAAGUUCUACUUAGAUAGGCAGUCAAUGCUAUAAGUAAUGAUUCAAAUUAAUUGAAAACCACGCUCUAUUUUGAAUGCUUGUCUAUUUUCUUAUCAAUUGUUUUCAAGUCUCUCAAAAAUGUAACCCUCUAAUCCACAGAGCAAUCAACAUAAAAGGCAGCAGGAGGGCUUGGAGGAUGAUGACUGAGCAUCAGCAUCAGGACCAGAGUGUGGGUGCUCAAAACCCACUUAAAUAUGGCUCUGUAGUGCAAUGGAUAGCACAUUGGACUUAAAUAUCAGAUGAGCAUGGUGGCUACACAUAAUUCCAGCACAAGGUGGAGAUGAGAGUCCUUGGAAAAAACUGGCUAGCUAGCCAAGACUUAUCAGUGAGCUUUGGGUUCAACUGAGAGACUCUGCCUCAAAGAAUAAGAUGGAGAGUAAUCAAGGAAAAUUUCCGGUGUUAACCCAGGCCUCCCACAUGCACACAAACGAGUUCUUGUGCUCUUGUGGACUCUCACACAUUGGUACACACAUUCACUCACAUAUACACCCCACCAUACACACACACAAGCAAUGGUUUUGUUUUGUUUUUCACAUUAGCAGUGUGCAGUCCUGGGUUAAUAUACCUCUCCCACUCUGGACUCUUCUCAUUUCACCAUUUCUUAAAAGACAGUGACUAUAAAAGGGGGAAGGAGAGCACAGAAUUAUAUUUCUUGUCCUUACUUGAAAUUUUUCUCUCCAUUGAGAGAGAAGAUAGACCCUGAAUUUGAUAAGGAAAAACAAUGAAAUUUCUUUCUGCCCAUAUUUGCCAUUGAUACGUAGUGCCCAUGUCUUUGCAAAUGAGAAGCUGUUAGUAAAAUGUUCAGCACAUUCUGGGAAAAUGUCGUCAGGUGCUUCACACAUUAUCUCUUUCCACCUCAAAAGCCAUAAUAAAUAAAUAUAAAAGAUUCUGAGAGAAAUGGAACUCAUAGCAUGAAUUUGCAUAUCUCCUUGUUGUUAUUUUGAGAUAGCGUCUCACUCUGCAGCUCU
Onychomys torridus (southern grasshopper mouse) is the source of this 5700-nucleotide messenger RNA. Its product is annotated as EGF-like and EMI domain-containing protein 1. The record is from RefSeq and is a predicted model, not a curated record. Gene Ontology annotation, molecular function: protein binding; calcium ion binding. The transcript has 26 exons. Lineage: Eukaryota; Metazoa; Chordata; Mammalia; Rodentia; Cricetidae. Bases 706 to 4014 code for a protein of 1102 amino acids.